AUGAAUCAUGUUUAUAAAUAUGAUCGCAAAUUCCAACAAAUCGGACUUCCUACCAAAUUAAUUACAAGCUUAGCCGCUACAUCUGCUGACGCAACAGUUGAUGAUGUUAUUAUUUCAUGCACAAAGAUGGAAGUUUUAGAGGAUAAAUGUAUUACACCAGGAUACGGUUUAAUUGAAGAAUCAGUUAAAGCAAUACCACGUUUAUUCAGUAAGGAAGAUCUAUUCAUGAUUCCAGCUCAACAUAUUGACGUUCGUUCACUAAAUGGAGGUUGCAUCACUCCUGAAGGUAUCAGCUCAGAUUUCUCAUACGCUCUUCAUAAUGUUACAGAUGUUGUGUUAACAUUUCCGAAAAAUGCAAUGCAAAGAACAGUUUUAGAAAAUCCAAUGCUUCGAGGUCUUCAGGUCACUAUAGAUUCCAGAAACUUCCCCGAUCAAGCGAUGACCACAGUGGGCGACAUAUUCUUUACACGUAUGCUUCAAGCUUCUGAUUUAGAUGGAGUGAAUGAAUGCACGGAAGAAUACGAGGACUCAUUAACUAGACCACUGAAUGCAGAUGAUGGCACGCCAUUAGCUAGAACAUGGAAAGACCAAACUUCAUUCUUAUGCACUAUUCCAGUUCAACGUGAUGGAGCAGGUAUAUUCUUUGAUGGAUUAGAAACUUUCAACUCACAAGUUACAGUACAAGUGAAAGCUUAUCCAAUCAUUCAGGGUGUAAAUGACACUUACUGUUCAAAGGUGACAAAUCCUCCUCAGGUUUGGUUUACUAGGACUACGUAUUGGACAUGGACACCGGAUGAAGGUUUGAAAUAUCAUCCAACAGGUACACCACCACAGUAUAGAAGUUCAUAUGAUGAAAUAUUGAUGAAUAGAAAUGUUUAA
Trichomonas vaginalis G3 is the source of this 879-nucleotide messenger RNA. RefSeq lists its product as uncharacterized. The coding region runs from base 1 to 879 and encodes 292 amino acids. The record is from RefSeq and is a predicted model, not a curated record. The transcript has a single exon. Lineage: Eukaryota; Parabasalia; Trichomonadida; Trichomonadidae.